Papaver somniferum (opium poppy) is the source of this 1912-nucleotide messenger RNA. RefSeq names its product probable LRR receptor-like serine/threonine-protein kinase At3g47570. The coding region runs from base 711 to 1379 and encodes 222 amino acids. The transcript is spliced from 2 exons. Gene Ontology annotation, molecular function: protein kinase activity; ATP binding. Lineage: Eukaryota; Viridiplantae; Streptophyta; Magnoliopsida; Ranunculales; Papaveraceae. Gene Ontology annotation, biological process: protein phosphorylation. The record is from RefSeq and is a predicted model, not a curated record.
GCUUGUUCGUUUCGUCAAAACAAUCACUUCCAUUAUAAAAGAGCUAAGUAUCAAUAACUUUUGCUUAUUUAAUUUUUCUUUGUUUUUGAUUAUUGCACCCAACACUUUCCUCACUGGUGUUUCUGGAUUUAUCUUGGAAUAAUAAUUUGCCUUCGGAAGUGGGUAACUUGGAAAAGAUUGGCUACCUCAACUUAUCAAAUAAUCAAUUAUCUGGAAGCAUUCCAAGCUCUUUGGAGAAUUGUCUCGGUUUACUAGAACUUUCUCUACAAGGUAACUUAUUUCAAGGGAUCAUUCCUCUAUCCUUGGAAAAACUUUCAAGGGGACUCCAAAAGUUAGACCUAUCGCUCAACAGGUUAUCCGGUCGGAUUCCAGAGUAUUUGGAGUCCUUUAAUUCCCUCGAGUAUCUGAAUUUGUCUUCAAACAACUUUGAGGGUGAAGUACCGAAACAAGGGAUUUUCAAGAAUAUAAGUGCAUUCUCAGUCCUCGGUAACGAUAAGCUUUGUGGAGGAAUUCCGAGGCUACAUUCACCGAGUUGCCCAAGACUUGGCAUCAGGAAACUAAGCAAGACAUUCCCUCGCAAGACACUGCUGUUAAUAAUAUUUGGAGUUGGUAGCUUUGUUAUUUUCUUGGGUUCCUUUCUGAUCAUAUGGUUUUGGAGGAGAAAAGCGGCAAAGCAACCUUCUUUGCGGUUGAAAGAUCCUUUGGAUAGUAUGUUUCAAAAGGUUUCAUAUAAAGAGCUUCUAAAAGCAACAGAUGGUUUCUCCGCUGAAAAUUUAGUCGGAGUGGGAAGUUACGGGUCUGUUUAUAAAGGAUCAUUAAUACUAAAGCAGGAGACAACAACAACUGUUGCAGUGAAAGUGCUAGAUCUUAAACGGCGAGGUGCUUCAAAAAGUUUCAUGGCUGAAUGUGAAGCAAUUCGAUGCAUUCGACAUAGAAAUCUUGUGAAGAUUUUAACUUCAUGUUCUACUACUGAUUAUAAAGGAAAUGAAUUCAAAGACCUAGUUUCUGAAUUCAUGCCAAACGGGAAUCUUGAGAACUGGUUGCACCCGACUGCAAAUGACGAACAACUUCAGAGGUCAGCGAGGAGAUCGUUGAGUUUUAUGGAGAGACUGAAUGUGGCCAUCGAUGUUGCUUCUGCAUUAGGUUAUCUCCAUCAUCAUUGCGGGACACCAAUAGUUCAUUGUGAUCUAAAGCCAAGCAAUGUUUUACUCGACAAUGACCUGAACGGCCAUGUUGGUGAUUUCGGUUUGGCAAAGUUUCUUGGUGAAGUCGUCAUCAAUUUUAAUUCUGAACAACAAAACAACAGCACUUCAGUCGGGAUAAGGGGUUCGAUUAGCUAUGCUGCUCCAGAGUAUGGAAUGGGUAGAGAGGUAUCCUAAUGCGGACGUCUACAGCUAUGGGAUCAUGGUGCUAGAGAUGUUUUCUGGAAGGAGACCUACAGAUGGCGUCUUCAUGGAUGGUUUGAGUCUCCAUACCUUUGCUAAGGCUGCUCUCUCUCCAGAUCGAGUAAUGCAGAUUGUUGAUCCCAGAGUACUACUUGCUACUGUCAAUCUCGAAGAAGAUGAUGAUAACAACAGCAAAAUUCAAAUCGAUGGUGAGACCGAGGCUAAGUUAUGCAAGGCUUUGACCGGAAUUGUCAACAUUGACGUUAUGUGUUCAGCUGACUCACCUAAAGACCGAAUGGAAAUGGUACAGGUCGUGAAAGAGUUGGAAUCAAUCAAGAAUUUAUAUCUGACUAGCGCGGGGUUCGACUAAAUACCAUGUUUAACAUCGAGUCCUGGGAUCAGCAACAUUUGUAGAAUUAACUUCACCAGGUGUAAGUAGGCAAUAAAUGAUGUAAAAACGAAACCAUUUUACAAACUCUGUUUCCUAUACACUAUUUUGUUCUUGCUAUACAUUCCUUUGAUUUGCA